ACAUUUUGAUGCGAAAAUACGAGUCCGCAUUUCAUCCGAAGCGAGAGCGAUAAGCCGGCGAGAUGGCGAGAUGGCGAGAUAAUCUCUUUCUAUAAAUUCUCGCAUUCUUGCAGAGUGACAGACAGGAGGAGGAAGAAGAAGAAGAAACCCUAAGGAAGCAGAACCUGGUGUGUUCAGAGAAGUCAAAAACAACGAAACAGAACACAACGACAACGUUAACACAACACAACAACUUAAACACACCACGCAACAAAAUGUCUUCCUCCAACACUAACUCUCACUCUAAACCUCAACCUCAGGAAGGGAACAUGGCAUUGCAAACCCAUUCUCCGUCUCACGCGCACAAUAGCAACAAGCAUGGGCACGGAGUCUUUGGAGAUGUCUACACCAUCACCAAGGACAUGCACGCCGAUCAUCACAACCCUUCCUUUGAUUUUCAAUUUCGCCUUCCCCCGCUUCCGAAUUUUCUGGGCUCUAGAGAGGCCCGCGAGUUUUUCAGCGGUGCCCUUGCAGGGGCAAUGACAAAGGCGAUACUUGCUCCUCUUGAGACCAUUAGGACAAGAAUGGUUGUUGGUGUUGGAUCCAGAAAUAUUGCUGGCAGUUUCGUAGAGGUUAUACAGCAGCAGGGAUGGCAAGGAUUGUGGGCUGGAAACAUGAUCAAUAUGCUUCGUAUAGUUCCAACACAGGCUAUUGAGCUGGCCACAUUUGAGUGCGUCAAACGGGCUAUGACAUCCCUGCAAAACAAAUGGGAAGAGGAUGGCCACCCCAAGUUGCAGAUAGGUUUCAUCGAUUUCAACCUGCCCAUGUCUUGGAUUUCACCAGUUGCUGUCGCUGGUGCCGCAGCAGGAAUUGCUAGCACAAUCGUAUGCCAUCCCCUCGAAGUUUUGAAGGACCGGCUAACCGUUAGUCCUGAAAUCUACCCUACUUUAGGUAUUGCGAUCAGAAAUAUUUAUAAAGAUGGUGGUGUUGGCGCUUUUUAUGCUGGUAUCUCACCGACACUGGUCGGAAUGCUUCCAUACAGUACAUGCUAUUAUUUCUUGUAUGAUACCAUGAAGGAUUCUUACUGCCAGACCAAAAAUAAGAAAACUCUAAAUCGUCCAGAGAUGCUUUUGAUUGGAGCUCUAGCAGGUUUUACUGCCAGUACAAUUAGCUUCCCAUUGGAGGUGGCUAGGAAGCGGCUGAUGGUGGGCGCCUUGCAAGGUAAGUGCCCACCAAACAUGGCAGCAGCACUUACGGAAGUAAUUAGAGAAGAAGGUCUGAAAGGUUUGUACAGAGGAUGGGGUGCAAGCUGUUUAAAGGUGAUGCCAUCCUCUGGUAUCACCUGGAUGUUUUAUGAAGCAUGGAAAGACAUAUUGCUUGUCCAGAAUGGAAACCCAUUUUAGGUUUGUAGUUCUAAAAAUUCUCUGUAAGAACGGUAUAACCAUGGUGGGUAAAGAAAACAAAUUAUUGGGAAAGUUAUUAAGCUAGCUCGUUGGAAUGGUCGCAUGUACUAACGAAUGAGUCGCCUAGCUUGUAGGUUUCCAGAUUUUGAUAUUGAUUUGGCCAAGAUUCUUAUCGAGGAAUAAGGUUAAAGAAUGAGUUCGGGAGAAGUUUCCUAUGUUCAUCGUUUCUUUGCAUCCCAAUCACAAUCACAACGUUUCUCUCCA
This is a messenger RNA of Vigna radiata var. radiata (mung bean), 1646 nucleotides long. RefSeq names its product probable mitochondrial adenine nucleotide transporter BTL1. Gene Ontology annotation, biological process: transmembrane transport. The record is from RefSeq and is a predicted model, not a curated record. Lineage: Eukaryota; Viridiplantae; Streptophyta; Magnoliopsida; Fabales; Fabaceae. The coding region runs from base 255 to 1382 and encodes 375 amino acids. The transcript is spliced from 6 exons.